Messenger RNA from Blastomyces dermatitidis ER-3, 438 nucleotides. RefSeq lists its product as uncharacterized. Lineage: Eukaryota; Fungi; Ascomycota; Eurotiomycetes; Onygenales; Ajellomycetaceae. Bases 1 to 438 code for a protein of 145 amino acids. The transcript has 2 exons. The record is from RefSeq and is a predicted model, not a curated record.
AUGAAGAAUGUUCCAGUGCUUUGUAUGGUCACUGCAGCUGGUCCCAACAGCUACCGUGGUAUGACCUUCUCGUUCAACACAUCAGAAGCUAGUCGGAGCCAAGCACUCUAUCAUGAAGAUCCCAACACAUACCUUAAAUACCAAUCAAAGGUCCUCGCCCUCGACAUUCAGGCCUGUUUUUGGGGCCUAGCUCCUGAUCACGAGGUUCUGGAAAUGGAACAGAGCAUGGCACACCAUAGAGAUACCAAUGUUCCGCAACACCUUGAUGCCGAGGUGAUUGUUGAACUUGAGAGAGAUGCAGAAAUGAUUGAUAUAAACUUUAAAAUCACAGAACUUACAAAGAAGAUUGGAAAACACCCUAGGGACCAUGAAGACCUUGUCCGCGAACAAGCCAAGCUCUAUAAUAAAGCAUUGAAGAUGCGCCGUCAAAAAUUAUAG